UCUCAUAUUCUGCAACAACACAAUGAAGAAGAAGUUUUAAGAUUCAAAUCCAUACAAAUCCCUUACUCGUUUAUCGUUUGACCUGAAUUGCUCCAUCUUUACCAGUUUGAAUCCCAUCAGAGGCAGAAUCUGUGUUUGGUCUUCUUGAUUCUCCUCUUGAAGACUUUAAUGCAGAACAUCCUCUGUGCCUGGACUCUGCAUUCUCUGUCUGAACUUCUGUUUUGUGAAGUGUUCCUGGUUUCUGUGUGUCCCAGUUGGUUUAUAUGAUUCAUAGGCUUCAUUUUGAAUUUUCCCGAGUUGGGUUUGCCCUAGAUUUGAAUAUUUGUUUCUAGUUUUCAGUCUGAGUGCUAAGAAUUCGUGCGAGGGGUUUCUUGUGUUGUUUAAGGUGAUAUCAGUUGCAGAAUUGAUUGUUUUGGUCAAUUGAGAUUGUGUUUUGGUGGUGGAGUUGAAUUGUACAAAUGGGUUUCGCUUCUAAGGGCGAGCAACUGGAUAGUCCUGGCAAGAUACCAUCGGCUAUGGAGGUGGUUGAUGAAUUGAAAAAGCUCGGUAGCAUCACAUUCCCUGUAGCAGCCAUGAACUGUGUUGUAUAUGUUAGAGCAAUGGUGUCUGUUCUAUGUUUGGGCAGGCUUGGAAGUCUGGAAUUGGCUGGAGGAGCUCUUUCAAUUGGGUUCACCAACAUCACAGGCUACUCCAUUCUUUUUGGGUUAGCAUCAGGGAUGGAGCCUGUGUGCAGUCAAGCAUUCGGGUCCAAGAACUGGCCGCUCAUAGGCCUCUCCCUGCAGAGGACAAUACUUAUCCUGCUCACUGCUUGUGGGCCAAUUAGCUUGUUAUGGAUGAACCUGCAAAGUAUCAUGCUGGGGUUGGGGCAAGAUGCAAAUAUAACAGCAGUGGCCAGUACUUAUUGCCUCUACUCUCUCCCGGACCUUCUCACAAACAGCCUGUUACAGCCAUUGAGGGUGUACCUGCGUUCUCAGGGCAUUACAACACCCAUGAUGUGGUGUUCUGCAUUGGCAGUAGUCCUUCAUGUGCCGUUAAAUGUGAUUCUUGUCUUUGUGCUGGAUUUGGGUGUGCCCGGGGUGGCCAUUGCAGCAGUACUAACCAACGUUAAUAUGGUUGUUUUCUUGCUUGGGUAUCUGUACUUUUCUGGGGUUCACAAGAUAACAUGGACUGGAUGGUCCACUGCAGCAUGCAGAGAAUGGUGGCCACUUCUCUCUCUGGCUCUGCCCAGUUGUUUUGCCAUCUGUCUAGAAUGGUGGUGGUAUGAGAUAAUGACACUCUUGGCAGGGUAUUUGCCUGAUCCACAAGUAGCAGUGGCCACAACUUCAAUCCUCAUCCAGACUACCAGCCUCAUGUACACUGUUCCAAUGGCUCUGAGCUCCUCUGUAUCCACUAGAGUGGGCAAUGAGCUGGGUGCAUGCAGGCCUGAAAGGGCACGGCUUGCCACUCUAGUAGCCCUUGGAUGUGCACUUGUAAUAGGCCUGAUCAAUGUGACAUGGACUGCUUUGUUCAAGGACAAAUGGGCUAAUGUGUUCACAGAGGAUGAGGGUGUUCUGGCCUUAACAGCAGCUGUUAUGCCCAUCAUGGGCCUUUGUGAGCUGGGGAAUUGCCCUCAAACAACAGGUUGUGGGGUGUUGAGGGGCAGUGCAAGGCCUGCCAUUGGUGUUAGAAUCAAUCUUGGUUCAUUUUACUUCCUUGGCACCCCUGUAGCAGUUGCUCUGGCUUUCUGGCUUAAGGUUGGUUUUGGUGGCUUAUGGUAUGGCCUACUAGUUGCCCAAAUUGCCUGUGCUCUCUCAAUAGUGUUUGUUGUUCUAAAGACAGACUGGGAGUUCGAGGCUGCAAGGGCGCAGCAGCUUACUGGAGGCUCAGUAGACCCCGAAUUAGAAAUGUCAAGAAGCAAAAUUCUUGAUGUAGAUGAAGAAAAGGGUCUCUUCUGAAAAGACCAUAUAUACAUAUAGUAAACUUUAAGAUACUUAAAAAUACUAAGAACAUAUUUUCUCAGUGCAAAACUUUUGUCAAGCUCUUCAAAUUUUGUCAGAAUGAAGGCACUCGUAAUAAUUUUUCGGCUGCCUGUGAAAUCAUGCGUGCCUGAUUCGCCUGCUGAUAAUUUGUUGUUGUUUGCAUGAAAUUGUUUUUUUGUACCCUCAAAAGGAAGUCAGUUCAUUUCAAAUCUUCUUUUGUUCA
Messenger RNA from Cryptomeria japonica (Japanese cedar), 2181 nucleotides. Its product is annotated as protein DETOXIFICATION 54. Gene Ontology annotation, molecular function: antiporter activity; xenobiotic transmembrane transporter activity. The transcript is spliced from 2 exons. Gene Ontology annotation, biological process: xenobiotic detoxification by transmembrane export across the plasma membrane. The record is from RefSeq and is a predicted model, not a curated record. Lineage: Eukaryota; Viridiplantae; Streptophyta; Pinopsida; Cupressales; Cupressaceae. The coding region runs from base 459 to 1934 and encodes 491 amino acids. Gene Ontology annotation, cellular component: membrane.